Messenger RNA from Purpureocillium lilacinum, 1842 nucleotides. RefSeq lists its product as uncharacterized. Gene Ontology annotation, cellular component: nucleus. The record is from RefSeq and is a predicted model, not a curated record. Gene Ontology annotation, biological process: positive regulation of transcription by RNA polymerase II. Gene Ontology annotation, molecular function: transcription cis-regulatory region binding; zinc ion binding; DNA-binding transcription factor activity, RNA polymerase II-specific. Lineage: Eukaryota; Fungi; Ascomycota; Sordariomycetes; Hypocreales; Ophiocordycipitaceae.
AUGCGGGUCAUGCCCAUCAUCCGCAGCAGGACCGGCUGCUUCACCUGCCGCCGCCGCAAGAAGAAGUGCAACGAGGAGAAGCCGAUAUGCAGUGGCUGCAAGCGCAACAAGCUCGACUGCCGCUGGCCGACUGAGGCCCCGUCUUCGUCCUCGCUCUCAACCUCCUCCUCAUCCACCAUCACCGGCAAGAACCUGCCGCCUUCACCCACAGAUGUCAUCUCCGCAGCCCAACGCAUGGAGAGACACGCCAUCAUCGCCGCGUCAAUGAGCCCGGAGGAGCCCCGACGGCAGAGCCUCCACCAGCAAGAGCGCAAGCUCUCCCGGCAGGAGAAUCAGUCCCCUCGCCUGCAGCGAAUUGAGCCGGCGCCGGAACCGACUUCUGCUGUCCAGCCGGAGACCCACUCGCCCCGGGACUUCUUCCACGUUCCCACGGAGCCCGGACCGGAGAUGGACCUGGACGACGGCGACGUGGAGGACGUCUCGCAGGACGUCGAUAGGAGGUCGUCAUCGACGUCUUCCCACUCCACCUCGUCACUCGAAAGCCUGCCACUGCAGUCGGGCUUCCUCGACGACGACGCCGUCAGCGACCUCGCCCUCAUCAGCUCCGGUCUCUUGUUCGACGACUCCUCCGGCCUGCAGGACGGCGGCAUCACCAUGCCCAUGUCGCUGCUCCCGACGCACGGCCAUAGCUCCUACGAGCUGCUCAGCUACUACCUCUCCCGCACCGCCAACAGCAUGGGCAACGGCUCCACCGACGUCAACCCCUUCGUCGCGAAGCUGGUUCCGCUCGCCUUCUCCAACCCGCUCGUAUUGCAGCUGAUAUUGGCACAAAGCGCGGCGCAUCGCCAGGCUUCCAAGGAGCCGGACUCGAGCAACGAGGUGGCGCAGCGCUACUACACCGACUCGCUGCGCAUGUUUCGAAACGUGGUCGGCGAGUACGUGGGCGGGAAGGAAGAAAACACACUCACGCUGACGGUCGGGAGCUUGAUUCUUUGCCUCACAGAGGUUGCGCGUGGUGACAUCAACGGCACCAUCUUUGACCACCUCACGGCUUCAAAGUCGCUGUUGACAGUGCUGCUCGGUCGGGCCAAGUCCUUUACCAACGACGACCUCCCCGACUUUCUCGUCGAGUAUUACAUGCACACGGCGGCGUCGAGCAUGAUCUCGACCGACUUCCACCAGUCGAACCACUCCCUCCUCAGCCCGCACAUCGAAGACGCGGCCAGGACGCUGGUCAACCGCAAGUACAUCGGCCAGCUCUGCGGCUGCUGGCUCGAGCUCCUCCUGCUCAUCCCCCAAGUCUUCCAGCUGGGGCAGAGCAUAAUGGGCGAAACCGAUGGCGAGCAGCGGCGGCCCCCCUCUACCGACGACAUCAUCUCCUUCGGCUUCCUGCAGUCGCAGAUCCUGGCCUUCUUCCCCUCGCCGAUCGCCAGCCCGUACAGCCAUCUAGCCGGCAUCGUCUUCAAACAAGGCGUGCUGCUCUACCUAUGGAGCAUCCUCGGCACGCCACAGACGUCGCCCGCUGGCAGCGCUCACAGGGACCUCAUGGAGGGCGCCAUCGCCGAGGCCAUCACCGCGCUGAGCCAGUUCCCGGCAUCGGUGCGCGUCAACACGAGCCUCUGCUGGCCGCUCGCCGUCAUCGGCUGCUGCACCGCGGACCCGGGCGUGCAGGAGAUUUUGCGUGCGCGCCUGCAGACCAUGAUUGACACCAUCGGCCUGGGCAACAUGCGCGAGACGCUGGUGCUGCUGGAGCGCGUGUGGAGCCAGCCCGUCGAGGAGACGAGCCCUUGGACGCUGUACAAGACGAUGCAGGACCAGCAGAUUUGGAUAUCCUUUGCGUGA